Messenger RNA from Paramuricea clavata, 517 nucleotides. The record is from the annotation of a GenBank genome assembly. NCBI's taxonomy places the organism in Eukaryota, Metazoa, Cnidaria, Anthozoa, Malacalcyonacea, Plexauridae.
AUGCGAAGAAAAACCGUUAAACAUAAACCGUUAGGAAACUCGAUGUACUUCCUCCUUGGAUCAAGAUUGUUUAUAAACACUUCUAUUGCUAUUGUUCUUCUACGUUUAUCUGGUGAUAUUGAAAGUAAUCCUGGUCCUGUGUUUGAAAUCCCUGGUUGUUUAAAAAGGGGGCUCAAAGUAAGUCAUCUUAAUGUACGAAGUUUACUUCCGAAGAUUGAUUUGGUACGCAUGUUUAUCAGCAAGAAUCCAUUUGAUGUUUUUACCUUAUCUGAAACUUGGCUUAAACCUACAGUUACUGAUGCAGAAAUUAACAUACCAAACUAUCUAAUUACUCGUCAAGACCGUAAAGAUAAAGCUGGUGGCGGGACAGCUAUUUACGUCAAGGAGAGUUUACCAUAUCGAACACGUGAUGAUUUAUGUAGUAAAACAAUUGAAACAUGUUGGAUUGAGAUUAUACGACCUCGUACGAAAUCAAUGUUUAUUUGCUCGGCCUAUAGACCGCCAGAACUUCCACUAA